UGUACAGCCCUAAACUAGAGUGAGAACGAGUGAGUGUGAGGUCCGAGAACCGGAAAAGAAAGGAAAGAAGAUGUCGACGUUUCAGCUGAGAAACCUCAACGAGCUCUUCGCUACGACGUCGUCUCGGAUUCCGACACCAUUCCGCCGCCGCAGCACCAAGCCCUUCUAUUCUCCCUCUUCCUCUUCUCCGAGAAGGAGAAAUGUCUCAAAGCGACACCGUUUCGACGCCGUCGUCAGCUGCUCCUUCCAGCCAAUGGAGACCGCCAAGAUUAAGGUUGUCGGCGUCGGUGGCGGCGGCAGCAAUGCUGUCAAUCGAAUGAUUGGAAGUGGUUUGCAGGGUGUCGAUUUCUAUGCGAUAAACACGGAUGCUCAAGCACUAGUACACUCUGCUGCUGAGAACCCACUUCAAAUUGGAGAGCUUCUGACUCGUGGACUAGGUACUGGCGGGAAUCCACUUUUGGGUGAACAAGCUGCAGAGGAAUCAAAAGACACCAUUGCAAAUGCCCUUAAGGGUUCAGAUCUGGUUUUCAUAACAGCUGGUAUGGGUGGAGGGACGGGCUCCGGUGCUGCCCCAGUUGUUGCUCAGAUAUCCAAGGAGGCUGGUUAUUUAACUGUCGGUGUGGUUACCUACCCUUUUAGCUUUGAAGGGCGUAAAAGAUCCUUGCAGGCGCUGGAAGCUAUUGAGAAGUUGCAGAAAAAUGUGGACACUCUUAUAGUGAUUCCGAAUGACCGCCUGCUUGAUAUUACUGAUGAGCAGACAGCUCUUCAGGACGCUUUCCUUCUUGCUGAUGAUGUUCUACGUCAAGGAGUGCAAGGAAUUUCAGAUAUAAUCACGAUACCCGGACUGGUGAAUGUUGAUUUUGCAGAUGUGAAAGCAGUUAUGAAAGACUCUGGAACUGCAAUGCUUGGUGUAGGGGUUUCGUCAAGCAAAAACCGCGCCGAAGAAGCUGCUGAACAAGCUACAUUGGCUCCCCUGAUCGGUUCUUCAAUUCAGUCUGCUACCGGAGUAGUAUACAAUAUUACAGGUGGAAAAGACAUAACCCUGCAAGAAGUGAAUAGAGUAUCCCAGGUUGUGACGAGUUUGGCGGAUCCUUCCGCAAACAUAAUAUUCGGAGCUGUUGUAGACGACCGUUAUAAUGGAGAAAUUCAUGUUACUAUUAUAGCCACAGGGUUCUCACAAUCGUUUCAGAAGACUCUGUUAACGGAUCCUAGGGCCGCAAAACUCGUCGAGAAGAUAACAGGGGGUCAAGAAAGCAAGGGAAUUCCGGUUCCCCUCAAUGCAUCAGCAGCACCUUCAUCCAGACCACCACGGAGGCUUUUCUUUUAAAUUCCCUUUCAGAGUUUCUUUUACGUGUAUUUUUCUCUUGUGCUCUUGUAACGAGAUUGAAGUUCAAUCUUUUGAGAUAUCAUGUUUUCUGAGCCCAAUCAUAUAUUGUGUGAUUCUUCGAAGUCUGUAAUUAAGGCGAUAUCGUAGCCAAUAGGAACAAGUUGUAGAUCUUUUGUUUCUAGGACAUGAAAUUAUUGUUCAAAACCAAUGGUUUUAAAUACAAGAGAAAUCAUUUUCCUCU
Morus notabilis is the source of this 1568-nucleotide messenger RNA. RefSeq names its product cell division protein FtsZ homolog 1, chloroplastic. The record is from RefSeq and is a predicted model, not a curated record. Gene Ontology annotation, molecular function: GTPase activity; GTP binding. NCBI's taxonomy places the organism in Eukaryota, Viridiplantae, Streptophyta, Magnoliopsida, Rosales, Moraceae. Gene Ontology annotation, biological process: microtubule-based process; chloroplast fission; cell division. The transcript is spliced from 6 exons. The coding region runs from base 71 to 1327 and encodes 418 amino acids. Gene Ontology annotation, cellular component: cell division site; chloroplast; microtubule.